GCCUGAGGAGAGAGGCGGCCCUUGCCGAGGGACUCCUUGGCGAUGCGGUGGUUCGCGGAAGGCCCAGCGGCUCCGAAGACUUGGCACUGACAGGGAGCCCUCGGGAUGGGGGCCUAGAGGGGAGGGGGUCCUGGUUGGGAGGAGGAAGGGGGUGCUGCAUCUGCGAAGUGUAUGGGAGACCGCGAGCCCCGGGAUGCUGCCUGAGGGCUGACGUGGGAGAGGAAGGUGUAGGCAAGAAAGGUCAGGAGCCACUUGGGUGUCAGGAGACAGAUUGAUGCGCGCAGGAUUUUUGGUAGGUUCUGAUUCAGGACAAGAUUAAUUACCAAUGAAAAGUUUAUUACCUACUGUGAUUGUUAGAAGUUAUUAAACUUAUGAAACUAUGGCAGAGAGAGAGACAGCAUCAUCUGUACCCCCAAAGUGUGGGCCAUACAUUUCUUCUGUCACUAGUCGGAGUAUGAACUUGAUGAUUCGUGGAGUAGUUCUGUUUUUGAUUGGAGUGUUUCUUGCUCUAGUAUUAAAUCUACUUCAGAUUCAGAGAAAUGUCACACUCUUUCCACCAGAUGUGAUUGCAAGCAUCUUUUCUUCAGCAUGGUGGGUGCCACCAUGCUGUGGCACAGCUUCAGCUGUGAUUGGAUUAUUAUACCCUUGCAUUGACAGGCAUCUGGGAGAGCCACAUAAAUUUAAAAGAGAGUGGUCCAGUGUAAUGCGAUGUGUAGCCGUCUUUGUUGGUAUAAAUCAUGCCAGUGCUAAAGUAGAUUUUGACAACAAUAUACAGUUGUCUCUCACUCUAGCUGCACUAUCCAUUGGCUUGUGGUGGACUUUUGAUAGAUCACGAAGUGGUUUUGGCCUUGGAGUAGGAAUUGCUUUCUUGGCAACCUUGGUCACUCAACUACUAGUCUAUAAUGGGGUUUAUCAAUAUACAUCUCCAGAUUUUCUUUAUGUCCGUUCUUGGUUACCAUGUAUAUUUUUUGCUGGUGGUAUAACAAUGGGAAAUAUUGGUCGACAACUGGCCAUGUAUGAAUGUAAAGUCACUGCAGAAAAAUCUCAUCAAGAAUGAAGAAAGCAAAAAUAUGUUUUUGUACAGAAAAAUAAACAAGAUUUAAAGAAGCAUGUAAAUGAUAGAGAUACCAAGAAAACAUUGGACUGUAAAAUUGCUAAGAUGCAGUUUUUUCCUUCAGUGGUAUAUAUUACUGCAAUCUGUGAUUGCUACUUCUGUCAAUCAGUUACAGACCUUUGUGUAUUUGAUUUUAGUAACUGUAAAAGAUGAGGAUGCACCACAAAUAAGAAUAUUGGUUAAUAGAGGAGUUAAUUUUUUUUAACAUAACACAUAUUGUAUCACAAUGUUAAUGUGCCAAAACAUUCUAUUAUUGUCAUGUAGAAAAUGAGUAUGUUAUGAACAUUUAAAGAAUUAUUGAAAUGGCAUAAUAUAAAGAGGAAAGCCAAGAAUUCAAUUGAAUGGCUGAUAUUUUCUCUUUUAUUUUUUACUUUCCUGCCUUUUAUUUUUCUAUGCACAGCAGUGUGAGUUAUGGGUAUCCUACUUUAUUGUUGGGAUUCUAUCUUAAUGUGUAAAGAAAAGCCUAAGUAUUUGAAUUUUGUGUCUUUUGUGAUAAAGAUGAACUUUUUGUGAAAUGUUUUAAAAUACAUAUCUACCUGCAAUACUGGAGAGGAUCCAAAGAGUAAACACCUAUUUAGACAGAUUUUACUAGUAUUGUAUGUGAAGCCCAUGAGAGAUUAUCAGCAUUAUUAUUUUUCAGUAUGAAUUUAGGAGAGGAUGGAAUAGGCAAAAAAAAGGGUCAUGAAAGAGUAAAACUAGAAUGAAUGUGAAUUUUGAAAAAAAAAUGGCUUUCUGCAUCUACGCAAUGUUUAAAGUGGCUUUUUAACAGUCACAAGGAAUUUAGCACCUCUUAAUUCUUUUGCACAUAUAAAAAACUCCCAAAUCUGUAGAAGUGAAGGUUCUAAUGCUCUUUUGGGGGUUCUGGUAAUUGUUAACAAAGCAUUUUGGCUUGGUUCACUUAUCAUUAGAACCCUUGGAUUUAUGGCCUCAUUAUAUGCAAUUGGGGGCAUGUAAUUUUUUUAUGUAUUAACAUACCCAAUAGUGAAGAGUUCCAGUCUAUUGGUUAAGUAUGUAUUGAAAGUUUUAUGUAUAUUAAAGGUCUUGUUUAAAAGUUUUGUGCAUUUUUAUCUGCUUUUUAAGAUUAUAGUCCCUUAAGAAUAGUUUUAAAGUAUAUUAUCCAUUAAUUUAUUUCUAAAUUUCAUAUUUGAAAUUGAUAAUACAUUUUUGCUAUGUGGGGGAAAUGAUUUCAAAUUAAUGUAUGUAUGCAUGUAGGUAUAUAUAACUAUGUGUGUAUAUAUACAGAUAUAUGUAUAUAUAUCCACACAUGUGCCCACAUUCUCCUCUAAUAUCAGGUAGAUUUUAAUAAAUAAAACUUUAGUUUCAAAAACUUGUUAACAGAUUGAGACCAUUUAUGCCAGAUUUUAAUCUGCUUUCACAUUUUAAUGUUGGUAUUUGCAAAAUCCAAAAAAUAGAAUUCCUACUGAACAUGUGGACCCAGCCUUUACUAUACAGUAGCAUGUGUAGGCUACUAUAAAUUAUUAUGCUAUCUUCAAGAAGCUAUUGUUAAUUUAGAAUAAAUAGGUAUAUAUUUUAGAUAUAACUUUAUAAGCACUAUAAAAUCUUUGCUAAUAAGUUAGAAGAUUUCUGAUGUAUUGACUUUAAAACUUGUUUUUAGGAACAAAAUGCAUAUUAAAUAUGUAAUUAUCAUUUCUGUCCUUUUUUUAUCUUAGUAGUGUGUAAUGAUCAUACUAUGAAUCAGUCUUAUGGGUCAAAUAACAUACAGUUUUAACUUGUAAGAAGAAAGAAGAAAGGAAAAAUAAACCUAUUAUUUGAAGAGAUUAUUAUGAUAUAAGUCAACAUCAGGCUUUUAAAAAUGUUUUCAGAUUAUCUGAAAAACUAAAAUGUAAUGAAAAUCUGAUAUUAAGGUCUUGCAUUAACACAGUUAAUAUUUAUGUAUUCGUCCCAGAAGAUUAAAGUACCUGCCAUAUUGAAUAUUUUUCCAAGCUUGGGGCUUGGAAAAAUGGGCAUGUAGGCCCAAUUAAGAAAUAGGCAUCAAAAAUUAAGUCUCUUUUACACUUUCUUCAUCAGACAGGUAGCUUGAUUUUUAGGUUGGGUACUUUUCAGAACCAUCACUUUAAGUUGGCAAAAAUUCCCAACAACCUUUAAGUAUUUCAUUCUAUUUCAGUGAUAUAUUUUUAUAACUAUAUUUCUAAUUCCAAAGCCAUCAGCAGUUUUAUAAUCUUUAACUUUUUGUAGAUGAUUAUAAUUACUUUGUCCAUGUCAAUUCUCUCAGCUAAAUGCCAAGGUUAGUUCUUUCUCAUUUCUCAUAAAUUAGUCUUUUGCACAUAUAAUCAUUUUCCCAUAGUUUUCCUCUGGAUUUUAUUUUUUUACUCAAUGUGUAUGAUAUCUAAUUGUCAAGAAACUAACAGUAAGUGUGGUUGCUAGAACAUUGAAAAAGACAGUAAAUAUGGAAAUGGAAGACAACACUUUGUGAUAGAUUGAAAUCUUAUGACAAUUAUAUGUUUAUUUAAGGAUCAUAUUUUAAAAAUUUUUAUGUUGAACUCAAAACAUUAAUUAGUCUAAGAAAUAGUUUCAAUAACAUACAUCUUAUUCUUGUUAUCUUUCAAUUUUAUUUAAUAUCUGAUUUUUAAAUUAAGUUACAAGAAAUAUUUUCCCUUUUUAAAAAAUUGUAUUAGAAUAAAGGGACAAGGACUAUGUUUACUUCAUCUUUGCAUCUACCCUAGCACCUUGUCAGGUCCCUUGAGCAGAGUAGAUCUUUAGGUGAUGGAUAAAUAAGUGCAUAAUGGAUGGAUUUUUAUUGCCAUUUGGUUCUCUCCUUUGUCUUUGCCAUUCCUAAGUCUAAAAAAAAAGGUUUUUAUAUUUUUGUCUUAUAGCAGGCUUCAUCACAGGAAACAAUGCUGGAUAAAACUCACAGAUUUGGAAGUGGGUAUCCCUGAUGAGGAGGGAAAAUUCCCCCUGUGGUGGGGGAAUAUGUACCCAUUCCUUACCAUGGCUAUAGAGAAUUCCAUUAAUUAGUUUGUUCAUUGACUCUCCUUUAAUUAGGGGAAUAUAAACUAGCUUUUCUUCCACUUUCCUACCCUACUUCAACCCCCAUUUUUUUGAAUUUGAUAAAUUCUACAAUUUUCCCUUAUUUUUCACCUCACAUUUAGAGACAUAUUUUUUAAGGAGUGCAUAAGUCUGUUAUCCUCAUAGACAGGCAUUUGAGUUAGCACUGACUUCAGGUAAAAAUCCCUUUAAAAUAGAUGUCAUUACAAGAAUGGUUCUCUAUAAGGAAACUUUCCGUGGUGCAGCUUUGUUUUGUUGAUCUAGUUACAAAGAAUUUCCUGCAAUGAAUAAUUCAGUACUGUCAAGAUGUUCCAAAAUCUUAGUACAGUUUUCAUUCUUAAUAGCUGAAAUUUAAAAUUGCACAAAGACUCUUGGAACACCUUGUGAUCAAAGGACAUGGGGGAAAGAGGAAAUUUUGUUUUUUUCUUUGAUCAGGAAAGUAAUUCUUGGGAAUUAUCUCUUUAUGCUUCCUAUGCAACCAUUUUCUUUCCUUCAGUAGUUUUUUUUUUGAAAAUUUUAUUUAAUUAGUCAAUUUAGAACAUUUUUCCUUAGUUACAAGAAUCAUAUUCUUUCCCUCCCUCUCUCCCCCCACCCCUUCCCAUAGCUGAUGCAUAAUUCCACUGGGUUUUACAUGUGUCACUGAUCAAAACCUAUUUCCAUAUUGUUGAUGUUUUCACUAGGAUGAUCAUUUAGAGUCUACAUCCCCAAUCAUAUACCCAUUGACCCACAUAAUCGAGCAGUUGUUUUUCUUCUGUGUUUCUAUUCCUACAGUUCUGCCUCUGAAUGUGGAUAGUGUUCUUUCUCAUAGGUCUCUCAGAAUUGCCCUGGAUCAUUUCAUUGCUGCUAGUAGAGAAGUCCCUUACAUUUGAUUGUGCCACAGUGUAUCAGUCUCUGUGUAUAAUAUUCUCCUGGCUCUGCUCCUUUCACUCUCCUUCAGUAGUUAUUGCAGAAUACUAGGCACUUACUAGCACUCCUUAAAUUGUUUUGACUGAUAAGUGUCUUAAGCCACCUAGUCCAACCUCUCAUUUUGCAGAUGAGGAAACUGAGGCCCAGAAAGGCUGACUUGUCCAAAGUCAUGUGGGUGGACUUGUAUUCGGAUUCAGAUCCUCUUAUCCCCAAUUCAGAGCCCUUUCCACCAUACCACAUUCACAGCACUUCUGGGCGCUUCUUUACCAAAAAGCUAGGUUUUAGCAUUUCUGAACUAGAAAUGUGAUUUCUAGCAACUCUGCAUUCUAUUACAGUAAGAAUUUGGUUAUUCUGUUGAGCUUGUUACUAUAGCUGUAUGUUGCCUUGGGGAGAUUGCAAUCUAUUUGAGCCCCAGUUUUCUCAUCUGUAAAAGAGGUAAUUGUUUCAUUGUUAUGUUUCAUAGGAUUGUGAUAAGAAUCAAAUUUGUUUCAUAGGAUUAUAGUAAGAAUCAAAUUUUUUAAAGAAGAGACAGCAUGGUGGCUUAGUGGUUAGAUUACAAAGCUUAGUGUCAGGAAGAUCUGAGUUCAAAUCCAGAUUUAAAUACCAACUGUCCAACCCCGAGUAAAUCACUUAACUUCCAUCUGCCUCAGUUUCCUCCAUUAUAAAAUGAGAACAGUAAUAGCACCUACCUUUCAGGGUUGUUGUGAAGAUCAAAUGAGACAUUUAUAAAAGCAUUUAGCACAUUGCCUAGCAUAUGUUAGUUGCCUAAUAAAUUCCUGCUUCCUUCCUAUAAAAUACUAAUGUCAUAAGAUUGUCAUAAGCCUUUUCACUGUUUAAAUGGCAUAUUUGUUUCUGUAGCACAUUCAAAAGAAAACAUCUUUACUUUUCUGCCUCUCUUCCUAUCAGCACUUAUGAAAUCUAGGAAACCUGUCAUCUUUCUUUGUGAUUUACAAGAUAGACUUUUCCAGGGUAUGUCAACAGUUGUGAAGACAAUGUUGUCAAGCAUCAUAUGGCAGGUCAGAUUGAUAAUGAUGUGGCUUUAAAAGACUUGGCUAUUGAUGGGCCUCUUGUCAAAACUGAUUGCCAUAUGUGUGCAAUUUUUCCCUUUCAUUGUUUCGCUGGUUGAACAUUUAAUGAAGAGUCUGUGGUGUGAAGGGUUUGUUUUCAUUCUAAACAGGAAAUCUAAACUUAGACCAGUUACACUCUCUUUGUCUCUGACCUCACUUUCCCAAAGAUAAUGUUUUCAGUGCUUUAAAAAGGAAAUGUUCUCACAAUAAGUGGUGUGGCCAUUUUAGAACAAUUUCUCUUUUUAUCUGAAAGUAGUAGAGCCUCAUUGUGCCACUGCUCUCCUGUGACACUGAGCUGCUCACAAGACUCUCCUCUGCCUUUUGGUAAAGGAUCAAUGCAACUUGUACAGAAUAGGAUCAGGGACUGAUUCAUCAUUAGAAGCAAUUGGGUAGACAAAGUGGGGAAGAACAGUUAGGCGGGGAAACUAUUUAUUUUAGAAGGAAAGCAUUAAAAAACCAUACCUUAGACUUUUGGUUCUAUAGAAUGAAGCUCGCUUUUAUUCCCCUUAUCACCUUCACAAGUCACUUUAAGGUCUUGGAAUGACUACUCCACUGUAAUAUAACAAUAUACUCUCUUGAAACAAUCCUUUUUGUUUUAUACAAACUCGAGAUCAACAAAUGGGGACUUUAGAGAGAAAAUAAAUGACACAGUAUCACCUUAGCCUUCCUGUGGAUGUGAUUGGAAGUAUGUUGUCUGUAGAGUUGAUUUGUAAAACCAAAAAAUACAUGUUUAAAGUAUAACUCAAAAAUGUUUGUAUAAGCAACUAUUAGAGGAAUUAUCAACAUAUCUCUAUACUGGAUGAGGUCAAUAGUGAAACCAGGAAAAUACAUAUUGUUAUAAAUCUUCUUGGAAUUGUAUGCAUUAUUGAUUAUAGCCUUAUUGAUUAAUUUUUUGCUUCAGAGAAAUCAAUUUUUAAAAUGAAGUGUAACACCUCAUCCAAAAUGCAAAUGACUGCAUACUCUUAUAAAUGUGUUUAUCAGUUAAUUAAAACAUCCUACUACAUAACAUUCUCUAUGAAAUUGCUUUCCAUUCAUAGUAACCAAAAAUAAACCAAAUAAAAGAAAAA
Molecule: messenger RNA, 7160 nt
Organism: Monodelphis domestica (gray short-tailed opossum)
Lineage: Eukaryota; Metazoa; Chordata; Mammalia; Didelphimorphia; Didelphidae
Gene: INSIG2
Product: insulin induced gene 2
Biological process (GO): SREBP signaling pathway; SREBP-SCAP complex retention in endoplasmic reticulum; cholesterol biosynthetic process
Cellular component (GO): endoplasmic reticulum; SREBP-SCAP-Insig complex
Source: RefSeq, a predicted model, not a curated record